ACCCCGGCUGCGCUUUCGCUAGUGCCUGCGGCCCUGGGCAGCCUACUACACACGCCCAUGAGUGAGUGGCACCAGAGGCCCCUCUCCGUGUUUAGGAACUUCCUGGGCGUCAGGAACAUGGCGCCCAUCCCUGGGCGGACUCCCCCCCAUCCCCGGGCGCGAAUGGUUCGGGCCGCGCCCGCAGUGCUGCUGCCUGCUCCCUGGUUGCUGGGUUCUGGGUUUCUGGAUGCGCGCGCCGCUCACACGUCGCCUGGGCUGGCUUCCCGGGUGCGUCUGUCCGCGCGUGGUGCACCGGUAUGGCCUGGGCUGCCGGGAGUCCGGGGCCCCGGGCAUUCCUGGCCGAAGAUUGACGGGGAUCCCGGAUGCACCGAACGCCUCUGUGCCCUCGCCGAGGGGUCCAGACCUGGUGGGAAGAAGGCGCAGGGAGAGGUACCUGAGGACCCCGAUGCCUACGAGCCAAGAUGCUCAGCUUUAUAGGUGUGACCUACUCAUGUGACUUCACCUCAGUUUUGUGAUCCGUAAAAUGGACAAAAUCGAAGCUACUUCCCAGUGCUGUUGAGAGGAUUAAAUGAAACAAUGCUUGUAAAGCUCUUUGCAGGAGCGGUGCUACUCCGAUCUCCUCUCACAGGGAGCCUCGGAAGCAGGACCUGGCCGGCAGAGCAGACCCGCUGUCACCAGGGACCACAGGCAGCAUGAAGACCCCCGUGGAGCUGGCUGUCAGUGGGAUGCAGACCCUCCACCUUCAGCAACGCUGCCGGACUGGCUACCGGGUCAAGGCCAGGCCAUCAUAUGUGGAUGAGAGUCUGUUUGGCAGCCCAGCAGGCACCCGGCCCACCCCACAAGACUUUGACCCUCCCUGGGUGGAGAAGGCUAACAGAACCAGAGGCAUGGGCAAGGAGGCAUCGAAGGCCUUGGGGGCAAAGGGGAGCUGUGAGACCACCCCCUCAAGGGACAGCACCCUGACCCUCACACCAAGGAAGAAGAACAGAUACAGACUGAUCAGCCACACCCCAUCUUACUGUGAUGAGUCGCUAUUUGGCUCCAGAUCUGAGGGCGCCAGCUUCGAGGCCCCACGGAUGGCGAAGGGGGAUGCCGCAAAACUACGUGCUCUCUUCUGGACACCACCAGCUACCCCUAGGGGCAGCCACUCACCUCGCCCCAGGGAGGCCCCACUGCGAGCCGUUCACCCAGCUGGUCCCUCCAAGACAGAGCCCCGGGUGGCGGCAGACUCCCAGAAGUUAUCCAUGGAUGGGUUACGCUCGUCACACCCCCUGAGGCGGGGACUUUCCCGUUCCCUCACCCACCUGAAUCUCCCCAGCACUGGUCAUCCAGCCACCAGUGCCCCCCACACAAAUAGGCCUCAGGAUCCCAGGCCUUCCACAUCAGGGGUGACCUUCCGGAGCCCCCUAGUGACUUCCAGGGCUCGCUCAGUCAGCAUUUCAGUGCCAGCUACCCCACGGCAAGGUGGGGCCACCCAGAAACCAAAGCCCCCUUGGAAAUGAUACUCUUUCAUCAGGGUUGCCUAUGGGGCCACGGCGAGAGGUGUGACCCCUUGUCAGGGUCCUCUGGGAGGACAUUCAUCACCCAGGGAACCCUAGGUAUUGAAGAAGCCCCAGUAGGGACAGACAGACAGCAGGGGCGGGCAGAGUGCCUCCCUUUAUCCUGACAAUCUCUACUCGCUUCUUGCCUUUUUCUCCCCUGAUUGCAGAUUUGGGGGCUGCCUUGAAGAUGUCUCACUCCAGCCCUGUCUCAACCACACUCCAAAUUAGUGCCAACCCAGGGACCCAGCACCUCCCACAUCAUCCAUUGUCUUGCUGCCAAGUGCAAAUAAACGGUGCGAUUGCCAACCUGGAGGUCCCCUCCCCUCCCUUCAAGCCACGCUUCGUGCUCAGGAUUAGUUUCCAACUGAGUCUGAAAGCCUUAGAGGAGUUUUCCCAGGCUGUGUGUGAAGCCUGGGGAACACAAGGGCAACUGGGAGAUUUGUGAGUGAACACUUUCAUCUUAAUAUCGUUCUGUAUUUAUUUUCAUGUACUAAAUAUAUCAGCUCAUCAAAGCCA
Molecule: messenger RNA, 2057 nt
Organism: Cebus imitator (Panamanian white-faced capuchin)
Lineage: Eukaryota; Metazoa; Chordata; Mammalia; Primates; Cebidae
Gene: RITA1
Product: RBPJ interacting and tubulin associated 1
Exons: 4
Coding region: 693-1502 (269 amino acids)
Biological process (GO): Notch signaling pathway; negative regulation of Notch signaling pathway; nuclear export
Cellular component (GO): cytoplasm; nucleus
Molecular function (GO): tubulin binding
Source: RefSeq, a predicted model, not a curated record